UUGUCCCGCUUGCCUUUCUAUCUUUUCUUUCUUCUGCAUCUCCAUCUCCUCUCGUCAGUCAACAUGUCCACCGCCACCGCCACAAACCCCGACUACCAGACAAAAGUAUUUACCGCUGACGGCAUCCUCUUCGACAUGGACGGCACUCUGACCGACAGUAUCGCUGCUGUCGAGGCCGCCUGGACCGCCAAAGCUGAAGAGCUCGGCCUCGAGCCCGAGGACGUCAUCAAGGCCACCCACGGCCGUCGUGCCAGUGACAACCUCCAGGACCUCGUCCCCGGUCUCCGCCAAGAGCACAUCGACCGAGAAGUUGAAAAGUUUGAGCGAUCCAUUCUCGAGUUUGCCGACACCCCUCCCCGUCGUCGGAGCUCGUCAUCUUCUUCUCGAUCCUCCCACUCUCGCUCCGCGUCCAACUCGAUCUUCCUCUCCCCUCUUACUCCCAUGACCAACGGCACUCCCGCCAACGGCCGCGCCGCGCCUAACAAUGUCCAGCCCCUCAACCUUUCCGACCUCGAGCCCAAAACGGGUGCUUCCCAGCUCGAGGAGGAUGUCUUUGAGGACGAGCUCGACGAGGCUGUAGACAUGAGCGUCCGCAUCUUGCCUGGUGUCAGCGAGCUUAUCAAGUCUCUGCCCGGAGACAAGUACGCCGUUGCCACGUCUGGUGCCAAGACCUACUGCCACGGCUGUCUCGAGAGAACUGGGUCAGUCUUUAUCUCGUGUUGGAAAUCCCUCUAACGUCUCUGCAGCAUCACCAUUCCCAAAGUCUGCGUGACAGCCGACGACCCCCGUCUUCUCCGAGGCAAGCCUUUCCCCGACCCAUUCCUCCUCGCCGCCUCCGACCUUGGUAUCGACCCCACCCGUGCCGUCAUCUUUGAAGACUCUCCCUCUGGUAUCCUCGCUGCCAUCCGUGCCGGCUCUACCGUCAUCGCCGUGUGUACCUCCCACAAACGCGAGCAGAUCUCCCACCUCGGUGCCCACUUUGUCGUCGAUACCAUGGACCAGGUCGGCGUCAAGGUGUUGGAGGACGGACAGCUAGAGUUUACCGUCAAGCACUAGAGAAGUGGUGGUGUUAGUGCUUGUGUUUGAUCUUUGUAGCCAUAGAGACCAUCUUGCUUGUAACGCAAUCAUAUAUUUCAUAGCCGUGUCGUUUCUCAUAGAUGAGUUCAAAAAGUGCAUGCUCAUUUACCAUGUAUACAAGAUUCUGUCUUGCCAA
Messenger RNA from Cryptococcus amylolentus CBS 6039, 1213 nucleotides. RefSeq lists its product as hypothetical. Gene Ontology annotation, molecular function: sugar-phosphatase activity; beta-phosphoglucomutase activity. Lineage: Eukaryota; Fungi; Basidiomycota; Tremellomycetes; Tremellales; Cryptococcaceae. The transcript has 2 exons. The coding region runs from base 64 to 735 and encodes 223 amino acids. The record is from RefSeq and is a predicted model, not a curated record.